UUAUGUCAUUAAAGAGCCCGCCAAACCAAAAUCAAGGUCCCAAAAAGCAAAAGCUUCAGCCAUUACAGAUUUACAGCAGUAGUAUACUUGAACACAUCAAAAGAAAGAAAAAAAAACACAGAGAAACCAUUAGAAGAAGAAGAAAGAGUGAGAUGAAUGGAUAGAAUACCAGUAGGAAACGAUUUGGCAUUUCGGGUCGGGCUUACGGGCCACAGCGGCCAUCUUUAUAUCGAGCCGCUUCCUCCUGUUGAGGCCCAUAAUCCUCUUCGCGACCUACCUGAUUUCGUUCUUCCACCUGCCUUUCCUGAGGAAACAAGCGAAUCUAUCAAGGAAUUUAUAGAGGAAAAGUAUUUAACACCGCGAUUGGACCCUGAUGAGUUUUCUCCUGAAAAAGCUGGAAGGGACUGGGAUUUUGACUGGUUCAGUAAGGCCAAAAUACCCGUGGAGCCAUCAUUACCUCGGACAGCUGUGUUUCCUGAAUGGGAGCUACCAUUUAGGCGCUCAAAGCAAGGAAAAUGGGAGCCUCGAUCAGUGCAGCUGGAGAUAUCAGAACUGAUUGCAGGAGCAGAGGACUCUGGUGCUUUCCCACGAAUUACAGGACCUGCAAAGGACUUUGUGAGAGGGAGCAUUAACAGUCGCCCUUUUCAUCCAGGUGGGAUAGAGGGAUCUCAAUCUUUGCCAAGGGUUGUACCUGAUGGUGCUUUGAAUGGUGAUUGGAUACGUGAGGUUCUUGAGGGUGGUCCGGCUGAGAAAGUUCCUCCAAGCUUUAAGCAAGGAAUGGAUCUGGGCAAUCUCAAGGCAUAUCCUUCUUCAUGGAAUGUGACUAAGUGCCAAGUUACUCCGAAGGCUGUAUCAGAUGAGAAGCAGAGUACACUGUCUCUGCAGUUUGAUGACUUGUUCAAGAAAGCAUGGGAAGAUGAUAUUGCUGAAAACGAUGUAUCUGAUGGUCAUGAAUCAGAAGCUGAUAACAAUGAAUCAGAAAUACAAGUCACUGAAGUUGAAGUCGAAGGUGAUAUUCCAGAUGUUGAACUAUCGGAAUUAGAUAAAAUUUUGUCAGUGGACUCUGCAGCAUUGGAUUUAAAGGCGGACGUAAAGCACGAAGAAGGUGACAAACAGCGUAAAGAGUCUUGGGCUAUUCGUGAAAGCAACGAUGGUAUCGCAGAUCGUUUUCAUGAACUUGUUCCUGAUAUGGCUCUCGAGUUUCCAUUCGAACUAGAUAGGUUCCAGAAGGAGGCUAUCUACUAUCUUGAACGAGGGGAUACGGUUUUUGUGGCAGCUCAUACAUCAGCUGGAAAGACAGUCGUUGCAGAGUAUGCAUUUGCAUUGGCGUCAAAGCAUUGUACUAGAGCCGUGUACACAGCUCCAAUUAAGACAAUCAGCAAUCAGAAAUACAGAGAUUUCUGUGGGAAAUUUGAUGUAGGUCUUCUUACUGGUGAUAUCAGCUUGAGGCCAGAGGCCUCCUGUCUCAUCAUGACUACUGAAAUAUUGAGGUCAAUGUUGUACAGAGGUGCUGAUAUAAUCCGGGACAUAGAAUGGGUCAUAUUUGAUGAAGUGCAUUAUGUCAAUGAUGCCGAAAGAGGUGUUGUCUGGGAAGAAGUUAUAAUAAUGCUUCCACGGCACAUUAAUUUUGUCCUCCUCUCUGCCACAGUUCCAAAUACAAUAGAAUUUGCCGACUGGAUUGGCAGAACAAAGCAGAAGACCAUCCGUGUUACUGGGACCUCAAAGAGACCAGUCCCGUUGGAGCACUGCCUGUUUUACUCCGGAGAACUUUACAGAAUUUGUGAGAACGACACUUUUCUAACUCAAGGUCUAAAAGCGGCCAAAGAUGCACACAAGAAAAAGAAUUCGAAUACAGCCAGAAGUGGCUCUGUAAUGCAUUCAGGUCCUGCAGCAGGUUCUGGUGGAGCGAAUGCUCAGAAUCGUGAUAAUUCUUCCCGUGGGAGACAAAAGCAUUCUGGGUCGCGCAAUACGGGGAGCUUCUAUGAGACAGGUUCAGGGAACUUUACUAGUGGAAGCCAGACCCAUUUGGGCAUGAGAAGAUCAGAUGCUUCUUUAUGGUUGCAACUUGUCACCAAACUUUCAAAAAAUUCACUUUUACCAGUUAUCAUAUUUUGCUUUUCAAAGAACCGUUGUGAUAGGUCGGCUGAUAGUAUGACAAGUAUUGACCUCACAAGUAGUUCAGAAAAAAGUGAAAUCCGUGUUUUCUGUGACAAAGCUUUUUCACGGCUGAAGGGGUCUGACAGAAACCUGCCUCAGAUUCUCAGAGUUCAAAGUCUUCUUCUUAGAGGAAUCGGUAUCCAUCAUGCUGGGCUUCUCCCGAUUGUGAAAGAAGUUAUUGAAAUGCUUUUUUGCCGUGGUGUAAUCAAGGUUUUAUUUUCAACCGAGACAUUUGCUAUGGGUGUUAACGCUCCUGCCAGAACGGUGGUUUUUGAUACUCUAAGAAAGUUUGAUGGAAAAGAAUAUAGACAGAUAAUUCCGGGUGAAUAUACGCAAAUGGCUGGCCGGGCAGGCAGAAGAGGGCUCGAUAAAUUUGGAACUGUUAUCAUAAUGUGUCGUGAUGAUAUUCUGGAAGAAAGAGAUUUGAAACAUGUCAUUGUUGGACAUCCCACCAGACUUGAAUCUCAGUUCCGACUAACUUUUAUUAUGAUUUUGCAUCUACUCCGUGUUGAAGAAUUGAAGGUAGAAGACAUGUUAAAGAGAAGCUUUGCUGAAUUUCAUGCUCAGAAAAAACUUCCUGAAAAACAACAACUUCUGAUGCUAAAGCUUGCACAGCCCACAAAAACAAUUGAAUGCAUAAAAGGUGAACCAGCUAUUGAGGAAUAUUAUGAAAUGUAUGCGGAGGCUGAAAUGUAUCUGAACCAGAUAACGGAGGGUGUCAUGCAGUCUCAUGUCGCAAAUCAAUUUCUUGUGCCUGGAAGAGUGGUGGUUGUUAAAUCUCAAACGUCUCAGGACCAUUUACUUGGGGUGGUGGUGAAAGCACCUUCAGCCAGCAUUAAGAAGUACAUUAUUUUGGUGCUGAAACCUGAUUUGCCUCCAAUAAUGCAAUCAUCCUCUGGUAGUGGUGCAACCCUUGAGAAAGGAAGUAGCAAAUCUGAUGAAGGUUUUUUUGUGUUGCCUAAGUCAAAACGUGCCUUGGAUGAUGAAUAUUAUUCUGCUGCCACUUCUCGCAAAGGAUCUGGUGUAAUCAACAUUACAUUGCCUUACCAGGGGGUGGCUGCUGGUGUGACUUAUGAAGUUAGAGAAGUGGACAAUAAAGAGUUUCUUUGCAUCUGCAAUUGCAAAAUAAAGAUUGACCAAGUUCGCCUUCUUGAAGACGUUAGUGCUGCUGCCUAUUCAAAAACUGUUCAGCAGCUUUCUGAUCUGAAAUCCAGUGGGAGUAAAUAUCCUCCAGCGUUAGAUCCUUUGAAGGAUCUGAAGCUGAAAGAUGUGGAUCUUGUUCAAGCGUACUACAAAUGGAACAAGCUAUUACAGAAAAUGGUUGCGAACAAGUGCCAUGGAUGUAUAAAAUUGGAUGAGCAUAUGAAGUUAGUUAAGGAUAUUUUCAAGCACAGAGAGGAAGUCAAUGAGUUGAAGUUUCAAAUGUCUGACAAAGCACUUCAACAAAUGCCUGACUUUCAGGGUCGGAUAGAUGUUCUCAAGGCUAUUGGUUGUAUAGAUGAUGACCUUGUAGUUCAGAUCAAAGGCCGUGUUGCUUGUGAAAUGAACUCUGGAGAGGAACUUAUAUGCACCGAGUGUUUGUUGGAGAAUCAGUUAGAGGACCUGGAACCAGAAGAAGCAGUUGCCGUAAUGUCAGCAUUUGUUUUUCAGCAGAAGAAUACUUCUGAGCCUUCAUUAACACCCAAGCUAUCUGCUGCAGUACAAAAAUUAUAUGAUACUGCUAUCAGACUAGGGGAAUUACAGGCAAACUUUCAACUCCCAGUAAGCCCUGAGGAGUAUGCUCGAGAAAAUCUCAAGUUUGGUCUUGUUGAAGUGGUUUAUGAAUGGGCAAAGGGCACAGAGUUUGCUGAUAUAUGUGAGCUAACCGAUGUUCCUGAGGGGUUGAUAGUGAGGACCAUUGUCCGACUUGAUGAAACAUGUCGAGAAUUCAGAAAUGCUGCGGCUAUUAUGGGAAACUCUGCUUUGUACAAAAAAAUGGAAGCUGCUUCGAACGCUAUAAAGCGAGACAUCGUCUUUGCAGCUAGCUUGUACAUCACAGGAGUUUAGCUAUGUCAUGUCACACUGGUAUGAUCUACUGACGUAUCUAAUUGACAUGUAUAGGAAGAAGUUGCUCUCUUGUUGAGUGUUUAUGCCAAAUUCUGAUCAGGCAGAACUUAGCUGAGGAUCUACAGCUAAUGGAGAUGCAAUAACAAGGGAUGCUAGCUACGAAAUUAAAAGAUGAUGCAAAGAGAAAACAGAGACACCAAGAAAUGGUGACGCGGAAAAUCCCAAGAGGAGGGUAAAAACCGCGGGUGGAAUUGAGUCCACCAAUCCACUAUGUAGGAAGAUUACAACUUAUAGCUAGCAGCUAGCAGCUUGUAGCUUAUACUAAAUACACUUGUUGAUAUUUGUGAAAGUAAAUGGAAGUGUUCUAAUGUAAGCAAUGUUUAUGAACUGCCUUUCCCCCAAUACUUCUACUCCUAUUUAUAUCCAUACAUUUAUUGUAA
This is a messenger RNA of Beta vulgaris subsp. vulgaris (sugar beet), 4643 nucleotides long. RefSeq names its product DExH-box ATP-dependent RNA helicase DExH11. Gene Ontology annotation, biological process: nuclear-transcribed mRNA catabolic process, 3'-5' exonucleolytic nonsense-mediated decay. Gene Ontology annotation, cellular component: Ski complex. The coding region runs from base 157 to 4203 and encodes 1348 amino acids. Gene Ontology annotation, molecular function: ATP binding; RNA helicase activity; RNA binding. Lineage: Eukaryota; Viridiplantae; Streptophyta; Magnoliopsida; Caryophyllales; Amaranthaceae. The transcript is spliced from 23 exons. The record is from RefSeq and is a predicted model, not a curated record.